Messenger RNA from Bombyx mori (domestic silkworm), 2206 nucleotides. RefSeq names its product tigger transposable element-derived protein 4. Bases 729 to 2135 code for a protein of 468 amino acids. The record is from RefSeq and is a predicted model, not a curated record. Gene Ontology annotation, cellular component: nucleus. Lineage: Eukaryota; Metazoa; Arthropoda; Insecta; Lepidoptera; Bombycidae. Gene Ontology annotation, molecular function: DNA binding. The transcript has 2 exons.
UUCGGAGCCACGGCCCAGAAAUGGGAGUAGUACUACACGCGAGGCUGGACUUGUGCUUUAAAAUGCAAGUCUUUGUUCAAGCGUAAAGUACCGCUUCGCUCUGUUGAGGAAUCCCAUUAUUUUGGACGCCAACUUGGCUUUGCCUUCCAAAUGACUCCGAAACUGGACAUCGCUCGAAAUGCGACCCCAAGUAUCCCGAUACUCUCGGAAGGUUGCAGGGAUACUCCUUGGAAUUGCGGCGCCAUGACAAAGGGGUCGUUCUUCGCAGUGAACGCGCAAACUUGUAUCUUUAACGGGUUUGAUUUUCAUUUUUAAUGCACAAUAAAUAAUUAAUUGUAGGUAUGCAACAUGUAUAAUCUGUAACUGUUAGCUUUCAGGUUAGCCAACAGAUGGCACUUAAAUAUAAAAAUAAACACCACACAUAAUUUUAUUGAUUAAAAUGAAUAGUUUGAAUAUUAUAAAAAUAGAUUAUCAUUUCAAAAUCAUACAUUUUAAUUAUUAUCUUUAAUAAUUUCCAUACUACUAAUAAGGUAAUGACGUUGCGUCGUUUAAUACGUUGUUCACUUGGAGUCGCUAGCAGUUCCGUUGUAUUCGAUCGCGAUCUCCGUAAUACUCCGUAUACUUCAGUGCCGCUUAAUACGUUGUGCUGGGUAUACGUUAUUUUAUAAAAUAACUUAAGUGACAAACUAAGUUUACGAAGGCUUGGGACGUACUGUUACAACGACAAAAUGGCGUUCAGGACUAAACGCAAAGCAUUUUCAUUUCACGAUAAAUUGAAAAUAUUACAAUAUUACGACAAAAAAUCACAAGAUUACAAAAAAUCUCAAAUAGCAGCUGAACUUGAAAUUCCUGUCUCAACACUAUCGACGAUUGUAAAAUACAGGGCUGAUGUAGAAAAUAGAUGUAAAAACAUAAGUGGUGCAUACUUAAAACGAAAGAAAAAUAAAAGCGGUAAAUAUGUUGAAAUUGAGAAUGUUUUGAUCGACUGGAUCGUCAGUAUGAACGCCCAGAAUAUUCCCCUGGACGGGCCAAUGAUGAAACAAAGAGCUUUAGAAAUCGCUAAAGAAUUAGAAGUCUACGAUUUCACGGCUUCCAGUGGUUGGUACAGUCGUUUUAAGCAGCGCCACGCGUUCUCGUUAAACAAUGACUUUGACAGUGAUGACGGCUCCGACCUUACUUACGAAUCCUAUCAAGAACUAGUCAAAGACUAUGAACCGUGUGAUGUUUUUAAUGCUGAUGAAUUCGGAUUGUUUUACAAGCUAAUGCCAAACGACAUGUCUACUAUAGUAGACAAGAUAUGUAAAGAUGGUACAAUGCCAGAAGAACGGUUCACAGUAUUGGCAUGUUCGAAUUCUAUUGGAUCAGAAAAAUUACCACUACUCAUUAUUGGUAAUACUGAAAAUUCAGAUAAAGACUUGCCCUGCCAAUAUCAAGUUAACCCUAAGUCUUGGAUGACAAAACUGGCUUUCACAAACUGGUUAUACAUUCUUGACGAAUAUUUUGAAAUUCAGGGGAGAUUGGUGGUAUUGUUCGUCGAUGAGAGUCCAGUGCAUCCAAAGGACAUAAUCUUGAAUAACAUAAACUUGGUUAUCAUACCCCCUGAAGCUGAACAUGAAAUGCCUAUGUCUCAAGGCAUUAUUAAGGUUAUUAAGCAGAAUUAUAGGAUCAAAUUGAUUGAAAAAUACAAGGAGGGACUAGCUGUUGAUUUUAAACAGUGCUUGAAAUACCUCACUGAUGUCUUUGAGUCCAUUAAAGCUCAUACAAUUCAAUCUUAUUUUAAGAAAUCCGGUUUCGGAGACUAUUAUGAGGUUGAUGACGAGGAUGACGAAUACAAAGAACAAAUACUGAUGAAAUACCAAGACUAUUUGUAUGUUGAUUAUGAAUUAGCGACGUGUGAAGUAGAAAAAGGCGUUAACCAAGAAUCAACAUUUACAGAUAAUAAUAUAAAAGAAAAAGUUAAUAAAAUCAUCAUUAACAAUGGUGAAACCAUUGAUAACAAAUCAGUUACGGCGCUUCAAGCGGUCACUACAUUGAAGCAUUAUUUAAAAUCUUUAGAUUCUGAAAAUGGUCUCAACAAUUUGUCUGUAAUAGAAAGUAUAAUUUUAAGCUCGAUUUCUAAAAAUAAUUCUAUGUAGCAGCAUUUAUAUUAUGUGGAGAUGCGUAUUUUUUAAAUUUUUAGUUAAAUAAAUCAAUAAUCUAGUCUCAA